CGAGGGCAACUCCCGCUACUCCCAUCUCCGCAGAACUGAGGCGGGAGCGAGCGGGUGUCCUAGCUGGGCGCGCUUCCGGGGCUCGACUCGAGACCACUUCCCCGCUUCCCGUCCGCUCUUCCUGCAUCAUUUGUCUUGGCGGGUUCAUUCAGGACAAACCGCCCGACACAGGGGCCUGUGCGCGUGUCGCAGGGGCAGUAUUCGCCCCCGCGUUUGCCUGGAAGGGCGCUGGAGGAGGUGACGUAGCUAGGGACUCGAAGUCCGCCGUAGGAAUGAUCCACGAACUGCUCUUGGCUCUGAGCGGGUACCCAGGGUCCAUUUUCACCUGGAACAAACGGAGUGGCCUCCAGGUGUCCCAGGACUUCCCAUUUCUCCACCCCAGUGAAACCAGCGUCUUGAAUCGACUCUGCCGGCUCGGCACAGACUAUAUUCGUUUCACGGAGUUCAUUGAACAGUACACAGGCCACGUGCAGCAACAGGAUCACCAUCCAUCUCAGCAGGGCCAAGGCGGGUUACAUGGAAUCUACCUGAGGGCCUUCUGCACAGGGUUGGAUUCAGUUUUGCAGCCCUAUCGCCAAGCACUGCUUGAUUUGGAACAAGAGUUCCUGGCUGACCCUCAUCUCUCCAUAUCACAUGUCAAUUACUCCUUAGAUCAGUUCCAGCUCCUUUUUCCCUCUGUGAUGGUUGUAGUAGAACAAAUUAAAAGUCAAAAGAUUCAUGGUUGUCAAAUCCUGGAAACAGUCUACAAACACAGCUGUGGGGGUUUGCCUCCUGUUCGAAGUGCACUAGAAAAAAUCCUGGCCGUUUGUCAUGGGGUCAUGUAUAAACAGCUCUCAGCCUGGAUGCUACAUGGACUCCUUUUGGACCAGCAUGAAGAGUUCUUUAUCAAACAGGGUCCAUCUUCUGGUAAUGUCAGUGCCCAGCCAGAAGAGGAUGAGGAGGAUCUGGGCAUUGGGGGACUGACAGGAAAACAACUGAGAGAACUCCAGGACUUGCGCCUGAUUGAGGAAGAGAACAUGCUGGCACCAUCUCUAAAGCAGUUUUCCCUACGGGUGGAGAUUUUGCCAUCCUACAUUCCAGUGAGGGUUGCUGAAAAAAUCCUAUUUGUUGGAGAAUCUGUCCAGAUGUUUGAGAAUCAAAAUGUGAACCUAACUAGAAAAGGAUCCAUUUUGAAGAAGCAGGAGGACACUUUUGCUGCAGAGCUGCAUCGUCUCAAGCAGCAGCCGCUCUUCAGCUUGGUGGAUUUUGAGCAGGUGGUGGAUCGUAUUCGUAGCACUGUGGCUGAGCAUCUCUGGAAGUUGAUGGUAGAAGAGUCAGAUUUACUGGGUCAGCUAAAGAUCAUUAAAGACUUUUACCUUCUGGGACGUGGAGAACUCUUUCAGGCCUUCAUUGAUACAGCUCAACACAUGUUAAAAACACCACCCACUGCAGUAACUGAGCAUGAUGUGAACGUGGCCUUUCAACAGUCAGCACACAAGGUGUUGCUAGAUGAUGACAACCUCCUCCCUCUGUUGCACCUGACAAUUGAGUAUCAUGGAAAGGAACACAAAGCAGAUGCUACUCAGGCAAGAGAAGGGCCUUCUCGAGAAACUUCUCCCCGGGAAGCCCCUGCAUCUGGCUGGGCAGCCCUAGGUCUUUCCUACAAAGUACAGUGGCCACUACACAUUCUCUUCACCCCAGCUGUCCUGGAAAAGUACAAUGUCGUUUUCAAGUACCUACUGAGUGUGCGCCGGGUGCAAGCCGAGCUGCAGCACUGCUGGGCCCUACAGAUGCAGCGCAAGCACCUCAAGUCCAACCAGACUGAUGCAGUCAAGUGGCGUCUAAGAAAUCAUAUGGCGUUCUUGGUGGAUAAUCUUCAGUACUAUCUCCAGGUAGAUGUACUAGAGUCUCAGUUCUCACAGCUGCUUCAUCAAAUCAAUUCUACCCGAGACUUUGAAAGCAUCCGGUUGGCUCAUGACCACUUCCUGAGCAAUUUGCUGGCUCAGUCCUUUAUCUUGUUGAAACCUGUGUUUCACUGCCUGAAUGAAAUCCUAGAUCUCUGUCACAGUUUUUGCUCGCUGGUCAGUCAGAACCUGGGCCCCCUGGAUGAGCGAGGAGCUGCUCAGCUGAGCAUUCUUGUGAAGGGCUUUAGCCGCCAGUCAUCACUCCUAUUCAAGAUUCUCUCCAGUGUUCGGAAUCAUCAGAUCAACUCAGAUUUGGCUCAACUACUGUUACGACUAGAUUAUAACAAAUACUACACCCAGGCUGGUGGAACUCUGGGCAGUUUCGGGAUGUGAGAAUUUCUGACUCAUAAACUGAAAUAAGUCAAUACCACCACAUUCCCAAGUCCGUAUGAGAAGAUUCAAAACAAAUAUCCCAUUCUCUAGCCACGUGCCAAACGUCUACAGCCUAGUGACAGGGCGCUACCUUUUCUCCUAGAAGCAAUUACUGAAUAUCCAGGGGUAUAAAUCCUUCCUGUCAUUCUCACAUGGAAGGAGUCUGUCUGGAAGGUUCUUAACUCACCCAUCAGGGCGAAUGUGUGGCAGCUAUUCCUAUGCUGACCAUGCAAGGACUCUGAUCCUUUACAUGGAGAACACCUGUUGGAUAUGUUCAUUUAUUCAACAUUUACUGAGCACCUGCUAUGUGCCCAGGUACUGUUCAAGUUGUGUGGGGGGUACAGCAAUAAACAAUAUAGAUCAGAAAGUUAAAUAUUUUGGGUUCAUAUGUGAAAAAGGAAUUAUGUUUAUAAAUAGGCCAGCUGCUAGAUGUUACCACUAACUGAGAAAGGAACAGGUGUAAUAUAGACUUUCCUUCUCUCUACACCAAGUAAUCUAUACCUACACUAAUUAUCUUUCCUCACUCAGAAAUUUAAGAUUUCUGAAGAAUUUUGCCAAUAACUUCUAAUUAUUUAAGUCUGGUAAAAGGGAAAUUCUAACUAAUGAAAAAAUACAUUAAAAUCAUUAAUGUAUAUCUUUCCUCCCCAAAGAAAAAAGGUCCUUAAGAAAAAACUGAGGUCAAAUUAUUAGAUUUUAAAUACUGAAAAUUGCAGGACUAAUUAUCCCAUUUUAGAUAAACCACAGGAGUUAAGGUUCUCCUAAUAUGGCCCAGCCAUCACUGGUAAUCAUUAAUGUUCACAUCAAUGUGAACCAAAAUAAAUAUUCAUUGAAUAGCCCCCUAUAAACUGAAAAAGAUGCAGUGUUCCGGUCUUGGCUUAUAGUGACUGAAUCUGAUCUUUACAUCCUCUACUACACACUACAACACCCUUAUUCCCUGCUAUUGUCAACCAAAGAUGACCCAUUCCCUCUGCUGCCUCUAGAGCAGGCAUUGGCAAACUGGCUUGUUUUUGUCAAUACAGUUAUACUGGAACACAGCCACGCCCAUUCAUUUACCCAUUGUCUUUGGUUGCUUUUUCAUGCUCUCACAGCAAAGGUAAGUAGUUGUGACAAGACCAAAUGGCCCACAAAGUCUAAAAUAUUUACUGUUUGGCUCUUUACAGAAGAAAUUUGUUGACCCCUGCUUUAAAGAAUGAGAGGACAUUAACAGGGAUAAUAUUAUGGGUAGGGAAGGAAUAGCUUCCAGCUAUUGUGACAAUAAAAUAUUGGACCUCUGACUAGA
Molecule: messenger RNA, 3594 nt
Organism: Microcebus murinus (gray mouse lemur)
Lineage: Eukaryota; Metazoa; Chordata; Mammalia; Primates; Cheirogaleidae
Gene: TUBGCP4
Product: tubulin gamma complex component 4
Biological process (GO): microtubule nucleation; mitotic cell cycle; cytoplasmic microtubule organization
Cellular component (GO): microtubule organizing center; gamma-tubulin complex; spindle pole
Molecular function (GO): gamma-tubulin binding; microtubule minus-end binding
Source: RefSeq, a predicted model, not a curated record